Messenger RNA from Indicator indicator, 1461 nucleotides. RefSeq names its product reticulophagy regulator 1 (gene RETREG1). Gene Ontology annotation, cellular component: endoplasmic reticulum membrane. Gene Ontology annotation, biological process: negative regulation of neuron apoptotic process; reticulophagy. The transcript has 9 exons. Lineage: Eukaryota; Metazoa; Chordata; Aves; Piciformes; Indicatoridae. The record is from RefSeq and is a predicted model, not a curated record. The coding region runs from base 1 to 1461 and encodes 486 amino acids.
AUGGCGAGCGUGGCGUCUGAGCAGCCCCCCGAGUUGGAGCUGGAAGCGGCCGGGGAUCGUGGCGGCUGCCGGGAGCGGCUGGAGGCCCUCGAGGAGCAGGGCGCGGCGACGUCCGAGGAUGCGGAGCCGGCGGAGAUGUCAUGCAGAGACGCGGUGGCGCUGCUGGGGGAGACAGGGCUGACGGUGGGCUGCUGCAUCGCGGCCGCACUGAGCUGGGAGCGGCCCCUCCACAGCCUGGGCGGCUUCGUCUGCGCCAACCUGUUAUUCUGGUUUGUUGCACUGACACCUUGGAGAGUGUAUCAUCUAACUUCUCUCAUAGUACUUGGAGUGCUAAUUCUUCAGAUAAUAAAGGAUUUGGUAUUCUCAAGGAUAAAAGGUGCACAGCUUUGGAGGACCAUCACUGGCAACUGGAAAAUCAUUGAUUCCAGGCAAGACUACAGACCCAGAAUAAAUCAGUGCAUUUCAGAAACACUUAUGAAUUUACUUGUAUUUCUUCAAGAAAUGUCCCACUUCAAGGAACAAAAUCCUGGCAAGUUUUGCCUGCUAGUCUGCAGUAUAUGCACAUUUUUCACUGUCUUGGGAAGCUACAUUCCUGGAGUUGUCCUUUCUUAUGUCUUGUUAUUGUGUGCCUUUUUAUGUCCCUUCCUUAAGUGCAAUGAAUUUGGACAGAAAGUGUGCAGCAAAAUUAAGACUGUUCUGAUGAAGUUAGAUUUUGGACUAGUGGAAUAUAUCAUCCAGAAGAAAAAAGAGAGAUCUGAAACGGCAGAAAAAAAACCCACAGAAGAUGACAGUGAAUUAGACAUAUCAGCUCUGUGUCCUAAGGUUAGUCCUACAGUUGUUGCCAAAGAGCUGUCAGUGUCUGACACAGAUGUAUCGGAAGUAUCUUGGACCGAUAAUGGGACCUUUAACUUAUCUGAGGGGUAUUCUCCACAGACAGACACAUCUGAUGAUUUUGACCGACCUAGUGAUCAUGAAGAAGCUUUCACUCGAGAUCUUUCAGAAUUUCCUUCUUUAGAAAAUGGUGCUGGAACCAAUGAUGAUGAUGACUCAAGCAUCAGUAUGCCUAUCCAGAAAAAACAAAGAAAAGAACAAACAUAUUUCAAGGUGGAUCAUGCUUCUAGACAGAGUAAAGAGAGACCAUCCACUAGAGGGCUUUCCUUGCCUUUGACCGGUGACCAAACCUUUAACUUAAUGAGUGGAAUUGCUGGGGAUGUCAUCGCAGCUGCAGUGUCUGCUGCCAUCAAAGAGCAGUUGCAGUCCACACAGCAAGCUCCCUCACAUGCAGUGCCCAGUUUGAGUGAGGAGACAGACACAGAGGAAGCUGAUGAUUUUGAACUGCUUGACCAGUCUGAGCUUGAGCAGAUUGAGAAAGAAUUGGGACUUUCACAAGGCCAACAAACAGAAUCCCAGGAGAAGAAAAAGUCUUCAGGCUUUCUUUCAAAUCUGCUUGGAAACCAUUAA